AUGGAGACCCUGCGCAGGAGCCUUUCCCGCUGGAAGCGCUUCCACAUCAAGGUCCACCUGGCCGAGGAGGACCUGCUGGUCCCGCUGACGGUGCGGCCGACGGACAGCAUGAUGGACCUGAGGGCGUCGCUGGUCCGGGAGGGCGUCACCUCCUGGAAGAAGGCGUUCUACUACAACGCCCGGCAGCUGGGCGAGCGCGAGACGGUGAAGGAGGCCAAAAUCCAGAACGGCUCGGUGGUCUUGCUGGUCAGCCAGAAGAGGUAG
Molecule: messenger RNA, 264 nt
Organism: Candoia aspera
Lineage: Eukaryota; Metazoa; Chordata; Lepidosauria; Squamata; Candoiidae
Gene: TINCR
Product: TINCR ubiquitin domain containing
Exons: 1
Coding region: 1-264 (87 amino acids)
Molecular function (GO): protein binding
Source: RefSeq, a predicted model, not a curated record